ACUGACGGUGAUUAAUAUAUAACAAGUACGAUGAUGACACGUCUAAACCUUCGAGGAGCUUUGCUACGAGCCAAUUGGCUUGUUAGGAGGCCAACAUCCGGUCCAGCACACUAUUCGACUGCGGCAGCUACGGACGUGAAUGCGCUCCUCUCGAAGCCAACCUGGUCCGUCAAGUCUCUUCUGCCUGCUUCGCAACAAGAGAAUGGCGCCGAGAUCACGCCAAAACAACUGAGGCACCUGCUUCGACUCGCUGCCCUUCCACAACCAUCGAGCCAGGCCGAAGAAGAGGACAUGCUCAAGACAUUGGCGUCACAAAUACAUUUUGUGAAAGAGAUACAACAGGUCGAUACUACGGGCGUAUCCCCACUGCGCAGCAUACGUGACGAAACCGCCGAUGCUCAGAAGGAGAAUACAAUUGAUGUUGCUCUGUUAAAGUCCGCUUUGGAACGGGAAGAAUUCGUCGGACGGACCAAGCGCAUUCGUCGUAAACCUGCCGAGAAACUAGAUAAGCCAGACGGUGAUACGUGGGAUGGAGACGCCCUCAAGGCUGCCAGCAAGACCAUGGGCCGAUCAGGAACCGGCGGCCAGCCGACACUCCAGAAUCGGAGAGAUGGUUCUCAGGCUCCUUCACAAGAUAUUCGCGAGGUUCUGAGUGAUUCGCAGUGUAAUGACCUAGUUGACUUGGUCCUCAACGCCACAGACUCCAUGGAAGCAUUGCUAUGUCCCCGUUCCGAGCCAGAUAUGAAGGAGAGUCUAUCCCGUGCGAAUACCUUUGAUAGCGGGAAAGAAGAGGUUGACUUCCUAGGUGGCCAGACGGAACAACCACGGCGUCCAAGAAGGCCAGUGAGGUCAGCAACGACAGUUGCGGCGAUAAAGACAGAGGCAGAGGCAUCUCGGCAUUUCAACUCGUGGAGAGAUGCUGUUUUAGCUAGGUUGCGAGAGGCCCUCCAGGACAAAAAAGGGAGAGCACCGCUGCAGCCCAAACAAGCACAGCAGUCUUUAAUUGAUCUGGAUGAAGACGGUCCCGGAGCACAAGAGAACCUGCUCCAAGAGUUACCAAAUGAAACCAAGGAUAUAAUUGUCAACUCCCUUCUUCUUAUACUUCUAAGUUUAGAACACUAUAAUGCACAUUCACGCGUGCUCUUGGUCAGGGUGGCCUUGCAACUUGGCCUACAGGCUGCCGAUGUAUCAGAGCAUGAGAUGAAGGUCGCACACGUAUUAUUGGAUAGUGUGAAGGAAAUGAAUAUGGCUGAAGAAGAACUCAAGCGUAAAGCUGAGAAAAGCAAGGCCAGUCGGAGGUGGAAGGUUGGCCUUGCAUCUGUAGCUGGCGCGGCACUCAUCGGGGUGACUGGUGGUUUAGCCGCACCAUUGGUUGCUGCUGGUGUUGGGACCAUACUAGGAGGUCUAGGCCUCGGUGCAACUGUUGCUGCUGGAUACCUUGGUGCUGUUGCCGGCAGUUCCAUCAUCAUUGGUGGAUUGUUUGGCGCUUACGGCGCCAAAAUGUCUGGCAGGAUGAUGGACCGCUACGCUAGGGAGGUUGAAGACUUUGCCUUUCUACCACUUGGUUCCACUCCAAAGCCUGCCACUGAGCCAACGGCUACGGAGCCUCCAUCUUCUGAUAAUCGGCUAAGGGUAACGAUUGGAAUCAGUGGCUGGCUUACCGAAGGGAAGGACGUCAUUGAUCCGUGGCGAGUUCUCGGGCCUGAUUCGGACGUUUUUGCACUUCGGUGGGAAUUGCAUGCACUUCUAAGACUUGGGAGUUCCAUGACUACCUUCGUAAGGAACACAGCCUGGUCGUUUGCUGGAAGAACCGUGCUGAGCAAGACCGCCCUUGCGCCCGUUGUGGGAGCAGUGAUGCUUCCCGUUACUAUCUCGAGAAUCUCAUACAUCAUCGACAAUCCAUUUAAUGUUGCCAAGGUCCGCGCAGACAAGGCCGGCCAAAUCCUAGCAGACGCCAUCAUCAACAAAGCCCAAGGCGAGCGAUCUGUCACUCUAGUAGGAUACUCGCUCGGUGCCCGUGUGAUCUUCUCUUGUCUCAUUGCUCUUGCAAAAAGACGGGCUUUCGGACUCGUGGAAUCCGUUAUCCUGAUCGGUUCUCCAACUCCCUCCACCACCUCCCAUUGGCGACUAAUGCGAUCCGUGGUAAGCGGCAGGCUAGUCAACGUUUAUUCCGAAAAUGACGGAAUUCUCCAGUUCCUUUACCGCGCAAAUAGCAUGCAACUUGACAUCGCCGGUCUUGAAGCCAUAUCUGAUGUUAGGGGAGUAGAAAACUACAACGUUACCGAUAUUGUCAGUGGCCAUUUACAGUAUCAGUUCUCGAUUGGUAACAUACUGCAACGAAUCGGAUUUGAUCAUCUGGAUGAACGUGAGAUACAAAGACAAGUCUACAAGCUUGAAGUGAAUGAAGAAGAAAUGAAACAUCUUGAGGAGGAGAGCGCUGCUACCGUUGCUGCUACUGGUGCUGCUACUACCGCAGCUACUACGGCUGAUGGUGCUGAUAGUGACCGCGGUGAAGAUACUGAUGAUGAGGCACCCGCUGGCAUAAUGAUGGUUGAUAAUGAUAUCGAAUUUGACGGCUCAACUGACCUGAAUGAAUGCCCAUAUCCUGAUAUUGAACCUGAGCAACUAGAACGGGACAUUGAAGAGAUGACCAGGGAGCGUCUUAUGAACGCGAGAAUGGGCGGUGUCCAGUGUGGGCAUAAUGACUGA
This is a messenger RNA of Microsporum canis CBS 113480, 2709 nucleotides long. Its product is annotated as DUF726 domain-containing protein. The record is from RefSeq and is a predicted model, not a curated record. NCBI's taxonomy places the organism in Eukaryota, Fungi, Ascomycota, Eurotiomycetes, Onygenales, Arthrodermataceae. The transcript has 3 exons. Bases 34 to 2709 code for a protein of 891 amino acids. Gene Ontology annotation, biological process: regulation of translational fidelity.